AAAUCCCGUAUGAAUGCAAAGAAGUACGAACCCCGUAUCAUAUUAGUGUUUCUGAAUUGUGACUUGUGAGAGAGAUGGGAGCGAGCAGCGAUCCGACUCAGGAUGCCUCCGAUGAGCAGCAGAAGCGAUCGGAAAUCUACACCUACGAGGCUCCCUGGCACAUCUACGCCAUGAAUUGGAGCGUUCGCCGCGACAAGAAGUACCGUCUCGCCAUUGCUAGCCUUCUCGAGCAGUACCCUAAUCGUGUCGAGAUCGUCCAACUCGACGACUCCACCGGAGAGAUCCGCUCCGAUCCUAAUCUUUCCUUUGAGCACCACUACCCUCCCACUAAGACCAUCUUCAUUCCCGACAAGGACUGCCAGAAGCCCGACCUGCUCGCCACCUCUAGCGAUUUUCUCAGGGUUUGGAACAUCUCCGAUGAUCGCGUUGAGCUCAAAUGUCUACUUAAUGGGAAUCGGAAUAGUGAGUUCUGUGGACCGCUCACCUCCUUCGACUGGAACGAGGCGGAGCCCAAGCGGAUCGGGACUUCCAGUAUUGAUACCACUUGUACCAUCUGGGAUAUUGAGAGGGAGACGGUGGAUACCCAGCUUAUCGCUCAUGAUAAGGAGGUUUUUGAUAUUGCUUGGGGUGGCGUCGGAGUUUUCGCCUCUGUUUCUGCUGAUGGCUCGGUUAGGGUUUUUGAUUUGCGCGAUAAGGAGCACUCGACGAUUAUCUAUGAGAGCUCCGAGCCCGACACUCCUCUUGUUCGGCUCGGUUGGAACAAACAGGAUCCUAGGUACAUGGCUACUAUCAUCAUGGACAGCGCCAAGGUCGUGGUGCUCGACAUCCGCUUCCCUACUCUCCCAGUGGUGGAAUUGCAGAGGCAUCAGGCCAGUGUCAAUGCUAUUGCGUGGGCGCCCCAUAGUUCUUGCCAUAUUUGCACUGCUGGCGAUGAUUCACAGGCCCUAAUCUGGGAUUUGUCAUCCAUGGGGCAGCCUGUGGAAGGGGGAUUGGAUCCGAUUCUGGCAUACACUGCGGGGGCAGAAAUCGAGCAGCUGCAGUGGUCCUCCUCCCAGCCCGAUUGGGUCGCAAUUGCCUUCUCGACUAAGCUUCAGAUACUGAGGGUUUAAGCUCCUGGAAAUGCAAUUGAUGGAUCUUCACCCCUUUGGCAGUGGACAAGUGCAGAGGGGCAGAAAACUAGAUUAAUGUCCUAUUUAUGAUUAAGUCAAUUUGCUUCUCUACCCUCUAGAUAGAGGUGCUCUAACAAAUUUUGAAAUAUUCAGAAGAUUCCAUCAAGUGAAGAAGCUCAGGAGGUAAAGAUUGUUGUCCGUGCACCACCACCACCACCGCCAAUAACUGCUGCUUGCUGGCAACUGCUGAUCUAAUCUCACAAGGUGUUUCCCAGAACAUGUUAAUCAAAACUCUUCUUUUUAUAGGCAUAUGUGCCAUGGGGAUCAAAACAUUUAGCUGUUAUAAUCUUGACUAACUUUUCUUUUAUCUUAGGGUGGAAGACCGUCAAACCUCUUUACAUGUACCAUGCUCACCCAUUAACUUUAUGUUAAUCCUGUGUUAGAUAUGCUUUUGUAAAGUGCCCAUUAUGUUAAGAUGGAAUAUGAUUGCAGGCAUAACUCUUUCUUUCCCUCUUCUUUAAUAUGAAUUAGAUGCAUUAGUCUUUGUAUAA
Molecule: messenger RNA, 1660 nt
Organism: Vitis riparia (riverbank grape)
Lineage: Eukaryota; Viridiplantae; Streptophyta; Magnoliopsida; Vitales; Vitaceae
Product: WD repeat-containing protein LWD1
Exons: 2
Coding region: 75-1109 (344 amino acids)
Cellular component (GO): nucleus
Molecular function (GO): protein binding
Source: RefSeq, a predicted model, not a curated record